Dendrobium catenatum is the source of this 1543-nucleotide messenger RNA. RefSeq names its product myb-related protein 2. Lineage: Eukaryota; Viridiplantae; Streptophyta; Magnoliopsida; Asparagales; Orchidaceae. Bases 271 to 1512 code for a protein of 413 amino acids. The record is from RefSeq and is a predicted model, not a curated record. The transcript is spliced from 6 exons. Gene Ontology annotation, molecular function: DNA-binding transcription factor activity; DNA binding.
AUUACAUGAUAAAAACCUAACCACCAUGACAAGAGCUUGAGCCUUUCCAGAGCAUUCAGAUCUAAAUAUGUUGAGGUCCUAGCUUUUCAGGAGUAAUUGUAAGCCAACCUAGAAGCAGAGGGACUAUCAUAAAGAGCAGCUUUUGCAGUAUAAUAGAAACAGAAAGAUCGACAUUGUGAGGUAGGAGACAUCAAUGAUUUUAUCCUAUAUUUUACAUCUACGCCUUCUAUAGCUAGCUAACCUGUACCGUAGAAUUUUCAUGAGCAGGGCAUGUACCAUCAUCUGGACCACAACAAUAGCAAACUCAUUUCUUCUAGGAAAUCCUUUCCUUUAGAAAGGAAUUUGUUUCUGCAAACAGGAAAUGGUCCAGGAGACGCGGGACUGACUCUCUCAACUGAUGUCAAGCCUAGGCUAAAAUGGACUCCCGAGCUCCAUGAACGAUUUGUAGAGGCAGUGAAUCAGCUUGGUGGACCUGAAACGGCUACACCAAAAACAGUUUUGAGGCUUAUGGGAAUCCCAGGACUAACUUUGUAUCACCUUAAAAGCCACCUUCAGAAGUACAGACUCAGUAAGAACCUACAAGCUCAAACAAAUGGCGGGACUGAAAAUUAUGUGGAAAUUCCGACAUCAGCAUUGAACAGAACAUCAUCAGAAGGUAGUGGAUCCUUUGUUCAUAACAUCAAUGUUGGCCCCUUUAGCAAAAAAACGAUGCAGAUAAAUCAAGCACUGCAGAAGCAAAUGGAGGUGCAACGGAGGAUAGACGAUCAAUUUGAGAUGCAAAGGCACUUACAAAGACAGAUAGAGGCUCAGGGUAGGUACUUGCAAUCAGUGCUGGAAAAGGCUCAAGAGACACUUGGGAAGGAGAAUUUGGGUUCAGCAGGCCUUGAAACUGCCAGAAUUCAACCAAAGAUUUUGAAUGAAUGUUUCACCAGUGCAUUCCCAGGUUUGGAAGAAACUGAUGGUUCACAUAAUCUGCAAGGAAAUGCGGCCCAGAUUACUUAUUGCUCAAUGGAAAGUUGCUUAACCACAUCCGAAAGAUCUAAAAAGGACCAACAAAUGCAUAAUACAAAUAUGGUAAUGGGAGCUUAUCACGGCAAUUUAUCAUUAGGAGCACAAGAAAUGCAAGAAGGUGCUCGGCUGGCGCAGAUUCAAUCUGGAUUGUGUGCUGAUCUUACUAGCCACAGAUUAUUUUCUCAAUCAAGGGAGAAUGACUCAACACAUUGCACUUUGCCAGUCUCGAGAAGCUCUAGUAUCUUAUCAAUGAGCAAAAAAAAUAAAAAAGACACAACAGAGGGAAGUAAUAUUUCUGAGGCGCAUCGCAGGCAAAGAGAUGAACAUAAUUCUUACCUUGAGCAAGCAGGUUAUAAAGGAAAUGAGAUUCAGCAAAUAAGUUUAAGGAACUCAACUUUGUUUGAGCUGCCAUCUGCAACAACACAAUUGGAUUUAAAUACCUGCGACAAAUACAGUGCUUCUAAAAAUUCCAAUAAGUUUGAUCUAAAUGACUUCAGCUGAAGCUAAUGAAAAGCGCGUCAACUCAUUGUAU